Puccinia triticina is the source of this 606-nucleotide messenger RNA. RefSeq lists its product as uncharacterized. The transcript has 4 exons. Gene Ontology annotation, biological process: protein targeting to membrane. NCBI's taxonomy places the organism in Eukaryota, Fungi, Basidiomycota, Pucciniomycetes, Pucciniales, Pucciniaceae. Gene Ontology annotation, cellular component: nascent polypeptide-associated complex; cytoplasm. The record is from RefSeq and is a predicted model, not a curated record. Bases 1 to 606 code for a protein of 201 amino acids.
AUGGCAGAACCUCAGAUCACAACUAUCUCUUCAGAUGCUGAGGAACAGGAAGACAUGGGGUUCCAGCUCUUUCCCUCGAAAGACGAUACCGAUCAAGGCGGCCCUACCCUCGGCGACGACUCCUUACAAUCUCGAGGUGAACGUAAGGCUCGGAAGGCUCUCGCCAAACUCGGUCUCAAAAAAGUCCCUGGGAUCUCGAGAGUCACUAUGCGACGCUCGAAAGCUCAACACUUUUUUGUGAUCGCGAAUGCGGAGGUGUACAAGUCACCGCACUCCAACUGUUACAUAGUGUUUGGCGAAGCCCGCACGGAGGAUGCGGCGGCGGGUCUAGGGAACCUGACCGGAGGAGGAGGAGCACAGCCGAAUGCUGGGGGAGGAGGCGGCUUCCAGCCCGAGAUGAUGAUGUCGAACUCCGCUGCGGGUAAACAAGCGGCCAACAAGCAAAAGGAUGAGCCUGAGGAUGCCGAGCCCGAGGACGCUGAGGGAAUCGAUCCCGACGAUAUCGAAACCGUCAUGGGUCAAGUUAAAUGUAGUCGCAAUCGAGCCAUUCGGGCGCUCAAAUCAAGCGACGGUGAUCUCAUAAACGCCAUCAUCUCUGCAGCUUAA